Messenger RNA from Coffea eugenioides, 1765 nucleotides. Its product is annotated as cytochrome P450 85A1-like. Bases 160 to 1554 code for a protein of 464 amino acids. NCBI's taxonomy places the organism in Eukaryota, Viridiplantae, Streptophyta, Magnoliopsida, Gentianales, Rubiaceae. Gene Ontology annotation, biological process: sterol metabolic process. Gene Ontology annotation, molecular function: heme binding; iron ion binding; oxidoreductase activity, acting on paired donors, with incorporation or reduction of molecular oxygen. The record is from RefSeq and is a predicted model, not a curated record. The transcript is spliced from 9 exons.
UCUCCCUCUCUCUUGCUCUCUUGCUCUCCGUGUCUCAGUUCUCAGGCCUAUAUAUACACACACACAGCUGCACACGAUUACAACUAGCUUUACAACGAAGCUGGCCUAAACAAAUUUUACAGCUCUCUUUGAAGUGGUCUGAACUUCUGGAGGGCAUCAAUGGCUGUCCUAAUGGUAGUUCUUGGCGUGGUUUUUGGGCUCUGCAUCUUGAGCACUGCUUUAUUGAAGUGGAAUGAAGUCAAGUACAGGAAGAAAGGUUUGCCUCCCGGAACUAUGGGUUGGCCAGUAUUUGGGGAGACCACUGAGUUUCUCAAACAAGGUCCAGGCUUCAUGAAGAACCAGAGAUCAAGGUAUGGAAGUUUUUUCAAAUCCCACAUACUGGGCUGUCCAACCAUUGUUUCAAUGGAUCCAGAGCUAAAUAGAUAUAUCCUGAUGAAUGAAGCGAAAGGGCUGGUCCCUGGCUAUCCCCAGUCCAUGCUAGACAUCUUGGGGAAAAGCAACAUUGCAGCUGUUCAUGGUUCAGCUCACAAGCACAUGAGAGGAGCAUUGCUUUCUCUUAUCAGUCCCACGGUGAUCAGAGAACACCUUUUGCCGACAAUUGAUGAAUUCAUGAGAUCCCACCUAAGCAAUUGGGGUGACUCGGUGAUUGACAUUCAGCAAAAAACUAAAGAGAUGGCAUUUGUAUCAUCCUUAAAGCAGAUUGCAGGCAUUGAAUCUGGAACCAUAGCUCAAGAAUUUAUGCCCGAAUUUUUCAUGUUAGUAUUAGGAACUCUUUCUCUGCCUAUCAACCUUCCGCGCACUAAUUACCAUCGUGGACUUCAGGCAAGGAAAAACAUUGUCAGUCUGCUGAGAAAACUUAUAGAGGGGAGAAGAGCUUCUGGAAAGACGAGCUGUGAUAUGCUUGGCUUUCUUAUGAAUGAUGAAGUAAACAAGUACAAACUAACGGAUGAGCAGAUGAUUGAUCUGAUCAUAACCAUUUUGUACUCUGGCUACGAAACUGUUUCAACUACUUCAAUGAUGGCUGUCAAAUAUCUUCAUGAUCACCCAAAAGUUCUUGAAGAAGUCAGAAAAGAACAUAUGGCAAUUAGAGAGAGGAAAAGGCCGGAGGACCCUAUUGAUUUUGAUGACUACAAGUCAAUGCGCUUCACACGUGCAGUGAUCUAUGAGACCUCCAGAUUAGCUACUAUUGUGAAUGGAGUCUUGAGGAAAACUACUCAAGACAUGCAACUGAAUGGGUUCAUUAUUCCUAAAGGCUGGAGAAUAUAUGUCUACACUAGGGAGAUUAAUUAUGACCCGUGCCUCUAUCCUGAUCCGUUAAAAUUUAAUCCCUGGAGAUGGCUGGAUAAAAACCUGGAGAACAAAAAUUACUUCUUAAUAUUCGGAGGAGGAACAAGGCAGUGCCCCGGAAAGGAGCUUGGAAUUGCUGAAAUUUCUGCUUUUCUUCAUUAUUUCGUAACAACAUACAGAUGGGAAGAAGUUGGGGGAGAUGAGCUGAUGAAGUUCCCAAGAGUUGAAGCACCAAAUGGACUACACCUUAAGAUAUCAAGUCAUUGACAAUCAACUUGAAUGUAUAGGAGGCGUAAUGGUAAUGAUGAUAUAAUUACAGUGGCAGCAUAUUAGAGUAACAUUUGAUGUACAAAUCACCGAUCUGUUAACACAGGACAAAUUGAAACCUGUUUUUUGGCCGGCUCUUGAGACGUUCUACAUGUGAGACAUGUCAAUUAUUUCUAGCAGACAGAAACUAAUCGAUUUCAUGUGGGCACCA